Molecule: messenger RNA, 1829 nt
Organism: Trematosphaeria pertusa
Lineage: Eukaryota; Fungi; Ascomycota; Dothideomycetes; Pleosporales; Trematosphaeriaceae
Exons: 1
Coding region: 99-1631 (510 amino acids)
Biological process (GO): protein phosphorylation
Molecular function (GO): protein kinase activity; ATP binding
Source: RefSeq, a predicted model, not a curated record
UUCAGUUGCAUUCCACUUUCCCAGGAAUAGCCUUAUCCUCUUGGAAUUCUUAUAUUCUCCCGACUGUUGGGUGCACCACACGCCUUGCAUUCAAAGUUAUGGCUGCUGCCCUCGUUGGCCUUAUCGGCCUUGGACUCGCAGCGCCUGGUGUCAUUAAUGUUUUCCUCCAGGCCGGAAACUACGUUGCUGGAAGACUGGAGGAGAACAAGAAAGCCAAAGAAUUCGCCACGAACCUUAGGACUUUUUACAUUGCCGACGAAGUGGACGUGCUGCGACUUCACAUGAAGAGCGCGCAUGCGAUUGUCACAGACCCGCGAACCGAACCUUUCGAAAAGACAAGGCUCAAUAAUCACUUUGAGGAAAUCAAGUCUCUCCUUCAAUCGAUAAACGAGUUCACCAAUGUGGUAUUGUCAACCGAAUGGGACCUUCGCUUCAAGCGAAGGUCGGCUCUCGCUGAGCUGAGGAAAAGCACCGCUCGAUGCAAAGAUUGCAUUGAAAACUUCCGCGAUCGCGUCCGGGCGCUGAGGGAUAUUCACUACUCCGAAUCCGAUCUUCUGCUACGCCCUCUUGAUUUCAAUUGGGUCCUGUCCGAAGCGGAUCCUAUCACGUUGAGCGCAUCGGCCCUCGUCCGUCUCGGAAGGACUACCCGUGAGAUUCGUGGAACCCCACCCAUGUCCCGACGAUUCUUUUAUGAGACUAUUCCAUAUACAAAGUCCACGAAGUUGGCCAUCCAGCAGAAUCUCGAAGUCGUGGUGCAAAAGCUUGCGAUGGGGGGCAGCGGCGUUCUCCCUCUCCUCGGCUUCAGGGACGAUGACGCAGAAGAGCAAUUUCAAAUCAUCUUCGUUCUUCCGCAGCGCGAGGCCUAUCCAUCGACCCUAUCGUCAUUGAUCAGAGAAAUCGAAGUAGUCCCGUCCCUGAAUGUGCGAGUGAAUAUCUGCGUUCAACUCGCCGAAGCUGCGCUUUAUCUCCAUUCGGUGGGACUAGUCCAUAAAGGCAUACGACCGGAUAACAUCGCAGUCCUACCAAAUGAAAAUGGAGAUAUUUUCGAUGCAGACGACAAAGUCGUGGUCUUCCUCUUCGGCUUCGACGUGUCGAGGCCGAUCGACCAAUACAACACCGCGCACGCUGGAGAGCUCCUAUGGCAGCGGCGGAUCUACCAGCAUCCUCAACGACAGAAGAGAGUUGCUGAUGCAGACUACAACAUGGGUCAUGAUAUCUACAGCCUCGGAGCUUGUGCAUUGGAGAUUCUUCGAUGGAGCUCAUUCGUGCGUCUGCAGAUCAAUCGAUACGGAGAGGAAGAAUACACACUGUCCCCCGAGUUUCUGACAAUCUACCGGAAGUUCAAGGAAGGAGCGGGCGAAAGCCGUGAUCGGGAGUCAUCGGACAUGGCAAUCGUGAUGAGCGAUCCUAAAAGAGUCCAAAGGAUUCUCACUACUUGCUGCAAGAACGAGGUGUCUCGCUUAGCUGGCCGGAAGUUGGCCAAUAUUGUUUCCGACUGCCUGAAAAUGGUCGACGUAGAAGCGGAGCUCGGAGCUGAGGGCCUGUUCAAGGCUGAGGAUCCCACAAACGUCGGCACUCAAUUUGUCGACCGUGUUCUCGUCCAGUUUCGCGAGGUGGCAAACGCUAUUUAGACCGAGGAAAUGAAAUAGGGGCAUUCUUUUGGCAUUGCAAGAACAUGGGCUAUAUACUGUCUCCUCAUAACUUCUCAUACGGCAGGGUGGCCAUGCAGCAUGCUGUGUGGGGCAGAAGAAGCGAAGGCAACGAAUUGCAGGACGAAGCCACCCAACCUCACGCCAUGGCGCCUGCGGGCUUGCUCAGCUGAGCAGCAG